AUGACUUACUCAUCCAGCGGGCCUUCACUCGCUCAGGCCCUGGAUAUGGAUGUCGAUCCUUCGCCUCCGGCCUUGCCUCUGGCUUCGUCGUCUUCCUCUCCUUCGUCGUCGUCCUCGGAUCUGCCCGGCCCUGCGUCUGCAUCUCACCACUCUCGCUCUGCAUCGCAUCCUCACUAUCACGCUCGUUCCAACAGCGCCAGCGACCAAGACGAGAACGACGACGAUAACGACGACAGCCACUCUCACAGCCACGUCCACCGCGCUCACAUCCAUCUGCACCAUCUCAGGGAUACCGCCGUUGAUGCAAACGACCACGAUCAGCUCCACAACGACGGCCACCAUUCCCGUCACUCACACCAUAGCCUGCACCGGCGCAAGACACCACCCAACCUCGACCUCCACGUUCCCCAGGACGGCAGCACCCCCGCCAAUGACCUAAAACCUCGCGCUGAGGAUAAUCUCGUCACCCAAGUUGUCCAGACUGUGUCCCUCGUUCAGGUCGUCGACUCUGUCGGCUCUCCCAUCGAGCUCCAAACCCAUAUUGGCGCCCCAGCUACCGUCGUCGUGGAUUCCGCCUCGGGCGUCACCGUCGCCAUUUCUAACCCGGAUCCUUCGCCGUCUGUGGCGGCAGCGGCGUCGAAUCCGGCAGCGACUUACAAUGUUCCGCCGCCUUCUUCCGAUGCCGCCCCCGCCGUCGAGACAGAUACUCCCGACAUGACUGAGCCCGAGCCGUCCACGCUUCUCCCUGACGCGACCGCCUCCCAGUCUGUCCCUGUUCCCGAUCCCGUCUCCGACACCACGCUGGCUCCCACGUCCGAUGUGCAGUACCAGUCUAUUACCAGCGGUCUUCCAGAGACGUCUGCUGCUCCUACGUCCUCGGAGCCGGAGACAACGAGUCAGGAGACAGCUUCGACGGAGGCUCCCUCGUCUGCCAUUGACACUACCUCUGAGCUCAGUGGGUCGCAGAACGCGACUACUGCCACCGCAACCACUGAAGAUCUCACUACAACAUCAGCCAAUCCUACGACGCUGACUGAUAUCACAACUGACCUCACUUCAGAAGCCACAUCUGAAGCUACUACGGAUGCGUCUGCCACCGAAUCAUCAGAUACCGUUUUCAAGCAGUCCUCGUCCACGACCAACACUCCGCAAACCGUGACUUCUUCAACCAUCACCAUCGUCUCUUCCACAUUCAUCACAUCCUCGACUGAGGCCGCGACUACCGAUGCCUCACAACUCAGCCUGUCAGACUCAAUCUACUCGUCAAUCGCCGACGAAAGCUGGACGUCGACCUGGUGGGGAGGAGACUACAGCGAGGGUGGAGGUGGCGGCGGUUAUGGCAGCGACAGCGAAGCAACGGCUCAAGCUCAACCACCCGCGGCGACAACCACAGCGGCUUCUAAUGACACGGAACCUGGUACGCUUUCACCGCAGCAGAAGCAAGUGAUUGGUGGUGUUGUGGGUAGUGUCGCGGGUGUGGCGUUCCUAGCGCUGCUUGUCAUGUUCGCCUUCAGGUACAAGAGGAAGCACACUAGCGGUCUCCUUGGAGAGAACCAGGCCGGUACUCGAGCAAUUGGUGGUCCUGGAGGUGAAAGCGGUGGAGCCAUGGCGGAGCGCGCUGGAGGAUUCUCCGUUGCUGCUGCUCUUGCAGGCUUGACUGGCAAGAAGCAACCGGCUCCUGAACCUGAACCGACCGGCGAGCGAGGAUUCUACAGAGUAUCGGGCAAGAAACUGCCCUCGGUCCUCCAAGUCGGCGGCGAUGGAUACUCAGACCCCCGGACGAAUCGUGAGAGCGUUAUGAGUGGCCACUCUGACUACUGGAGAGGCUCCAUGGCGUUUGAUCCCGGCGACCGAGACUCGAAUCGAUUAGCCCUGGGAUCACCCAUGCGUCCUGUCAGCGGCGUACCCGUUAUUCGAACGGGUCCGGCGCGGACGCCGAUCACGGAAUCAAAUCCGUUCUCCGAUCCGAUAACACGGCCGCGGCCCGACUCGGACGCCCUCGGCGGAUCGGUGGGUGGUGGAUCCGUUGCGUCGCAAGACGGAUCUGUCGGUUCACCACCGUCCCGAUUCCGUGAGAGGAUCUGA
This is a messenger RNA of Fusarium keratoplasticum, 2085 nucleotides long. RefSeq lists its product as uncharacterized. NCBI's taxonomy places the organism in Eukaryota, Fungi, Ascomycota, Sordariomycetes, Hypocreales, Nectriaceae. The coding region runs from base 1 to 2085 and encodes 694 amino acids. The transcript has 2 exons. The record is from RefSeq and is a predicted model, not a curated record.